Messenger RNA from Lactuca virosa, 2475 nucleotides. The record is from the annotation of a GenBank genome assembly. NCBI's taxonomy places the organism in Eukaryota, Viridiplantae, Streptophyta, Magnoliopsida, Asterales, Asteraceae.
UCUCGUUUUCUUGUGUUUUGGGGAAGAUUGAUUGGAAACCCUUCUCCCCCCCUCUCUCUAUCGUGUUUUUCUUGUCCUCUCUCUCCCCAUACUUCCACCAUUCACGGACCCCACAAUUCCUCUAAACCCCUUCUUCUCCCCCUUCCUUCUCUCUUUUCCUUUCUCUCUCUCGCUGCAAUAAUGCCAGCCUCCUCCUCAGAGACUAGGAACAGGUGGAGGAAACGGAAGCGAGGAGAGCAGUCCCGAAAACCUAGACCGCAACCCCAGCACCAGCACGAUGAUGACGAUGAGGAUUAUGAAGAAGAAGACGAUGCCGACCUCGAUCAACAGAACCAGCAUCCCGAAUUUGAUGAUGACCACAGUAAUUCACCCGAUCCUACUGCUGCCACCGGAGCAGUAACUGAGGUCAUAUCCGAUGGCGCCGUUCGAAUCUCCACCUUCCCUUCUGUAAUCAAGCAUACGGUAAAUCAACACCAUUACUCGGUGAUUCAGAGUGUUGCCAGGGAGAGAGCUUGCCGAGCUGGAGACAGUAGCAAUGGUGGCAUGAACUGCGUCUUCUUGGAGAAUAUUUCUCACGGCCAGCUACAGGCGUUGUCUGCCAUGCCUAAGGAUGCUCCAGCUUUGACUGGCGGAGACUCAGAAGGGUCUUUUGUAAUUACACCACCUCCAAUCAUGGAGGGUCGUGGUGUUGUCAAGAGAUAUGGUUCAGAUCGAGUACAUGUUGUACCAAUGCACGCAGAUUGGUUUUCACCAACAACUGUAAACAGAUUAGAGAGACAGGCAGUGCCCCAUUUUUUCUCUGGGAAGUCACCAGACCACACUCCAGAAAAGUACAUGGAUUGUCGCAACCGAAUUGUUGCUAAAUACAUGGAGAAUCCAGCAAUGAGGUUGUCAGCUUCUGAGUGCCAUAGUUUUUUAGCUGGUGUUGAUGCUGAUGAUGUAACUCGAGUUGUAAGGUUUCUUGAAAACUGGGGUGUAAUCAACUACUGUGCUGCUCCACCAAAUCAUCAUGAACCUAGAAAUGAAGGCUCAUAUCUGACAGAAGAUUCAAAAGGAGAAUUAAAAGUGCCAGCAACUGCUUUGCGAUCUAUUGAUAGCUUAAUCCAAUUUGAUAAACCAAGAUGUAGGAUAAAAGCAACAGAUAUAUAUCCAGAAUUAGCUGUUGAUAGUGAUGAAACAUCUGAUUUAGACACAAGAAUUCGUGAGCUAUUAUCUGAGAAUAAGUGCAAUCAUUGCUCUAAAUCUCUUGGUAUUGUGUACUAUCAGUCUCUCAAAGAGAUUGAGUCACUAUUAUGCUUGAACUGUUACAAUGAGGGGGAAUUUGUUGCUGGUCAUUCAAGUCUGGAUUUUAUCAAGGUUGAUUCCACAAAAGAUUAUGGAGAUCUUGAAGCAGACAGCUGGACCAAUCAGGAGACAUUAUUGUUGUUGGAGGCUAUGGAACUCUUCAAUGAGAAUUGGGUUGAGAUUGCUGAGCAUGUUGGUACCAAAUCAAAGGCUCAAUGCAUCCUCCAUUUUGUACGCCUUUCUAUAGAUGAGACUCCUUUGGAAAAUCUUGAAGUUCCAACUGCUUCAAAUUUGCCCAAUGGGAAUUCAUGUGCAAAACCACAAUCAUAUGCAAAUGGGAAAGCAUCUAUUAUUGAAGACUCUGAAUUUGAAGAGAGAUUGCCAUUUGAAAAAUCUGGGAAUCCUGUAAUGUCUCAGGUUGCUUUUUUGGCAUCUGCAGUGGGACCAAGAGUGGCUGCAGCUUGUGCCCAUGCAUCAUUGGCAGCAUUGUCUGAGGAUGAUCAUCUAGGUGAUUUGGAAAAUGACGAAUCUGGGUCUGAAAAUAGGGUAAAUUCGGAAAACAUGAAUGGUCGUGCAGAUCCCAGAAACCCAAUUCAACAGAAAGAAGGUGAAGGAGGUAGUAGUAAUAUCAGUCCUGAAAAGAUGAGGGAUGCAGUAAGAGCUGGUCUUGCUGCUGCUGCAACCAAAGCAAAGCUUUUUGCAGAUCAUGAAGAACGAGAAAUUCAAAGGCUAUCUGCUAAUAUCAUCAAUCAUCAGUUAAAGAGGUUAGAGCUGAAGCUGAAGCAAUUUGCAGAAGUGGAAAGCUUAUUAAUCAAAGAAUGCGAACAGCUCGAAAGGGCAAGGCAAAGGGUCUCAGCCGAGCGAGCACUCACCAUCUCCUCCCAAUUCGCUGCUGGCGGCACAACCGUCAACAGACCAACCGGCAUGCCAGGUGUCGGCCCCUCAUUGCUCAACAACACCGCCGGACCUAGCCGCCAACCCGUCUCUGUCUCCGGGUCGCCAGGUCAGCCAUUUAUUUCAGGGUUCCCCAGUAACCACCACCCACAGAUGUCUCAUUCUCAACAGCAGCAGCAGCAACCUAUGUUUGGGCUGGGCCCACGCCUGCCCCUCUCGGCAAUCAACCCAUCUCCGCCAUCAGCCGCCCAUCCCAUGUUGAGACCCGUGUCGGGAAGUAGAUCUGGUUUUGAGUAA